AUGGAUCUUUCAAAUAUUGCGAAGAAGCUUGAUGUCGCUGAUAACAAGCUUCUUCUCCGUAAAGCUGCAGAAUUUCGCCGUUUAAUCGAUGUCCAAUUUGAUUCCUCAAUCAUCGGCGUCGGUGAGAUCUGUAAAGCUGUUAUAUGUCUUGAGAUCGCUGCAUCAAGACUUCAAGUUAUUUUUGAUAGACAAGCUGCGAUUAAGCUUAGUGGUUUGUCGGAAAGGGCUUAUUCAAGAUCGUUUAACACUCUUCAAAAUGGUGUUGGUGUCAAGAUUAAGCUUAAUGUAAAAGAAUUGGCGAUUCAAUUUGGCUGCGUUAGAAUGAUUGCAACUGUGCAGAAAAGUCUAUCAGCGUAUAAGGAGAGGUUUCUUGCGUCUCUGCCGGUAUCAAGACGAGCAAAUGCGGAUUUCACUAGACCUGUAUUUACUGUUGCUGCUUUCUAUUUGUGUGCUAAAAAACAGAAGCUCAAGGUAGACAAACAUAGGUUGAUUGAAGUUUGUGGGACAUCAGAAUCUGAAUUUUCAUGUGUCUUGACCUCCAUGAUGGACCUUUGCUUUGAAUUUUUUGGUGUAACAAAGGAAAAGAAAGAUUAUAAGGAAAUUAGUGGAAGUUCAGGUUUGCUUGAUGUGUUACCCAAAAAGAGGAGGCAUGAUGAUUCAUCUGAUGAUGAGCCUUCAUGUUACAAAAGACAAAAGAAUAUGGAAGAAACCAAGUUCGAGGACAGUAAAUCUACUGUCGUUGAUUCGAGAACCUCGAAGAAAGUUAGACAGAGCAGCCUCAAUUUUUCCAAAGAAAGCUCAUGA
Arabis nemorensis is the source of this 804-nucleotide messenger RNA. The record is from the annotation of a GenBank genome assembly. Lineage: Eukaryota; Viridiplantae; Streptophyta; Magnoliopsida; Brassicales; Brassicaceae.